Pan troglodytes (chimpanzee) is the source of this 2665-nucleotide messenger RNA. RefSeq names its product solute carrier family 36 member 4 (gene SLC36A4). The record is from RefSeq and is a predicted model, not a curated record. Gene Ontology annotation, molecular function: L-proline transmembrane transporter activity; L-alanine transmembrane transporter activity. The transcript has 13 exons. Gene Ontology annotation, cellular component: vacuolar membrane. Bases 352 to 1809 code for a protein of 485 amino acids. Gene Ontology annotation, biological process: amino acid transmembrane transport; L-alanine transport. Lineage: Eukaryota; Metazoa; Chordata; Mammalia; Primates; Hominidae.
CACUCAUCCUUAAAAAACACCUAGGAAUACAUUUUAAAAGAAAAGGACAUAACCUGUACAAAGAAAAUGGAUCUCUGUUGCCCAGGCUGGUGUACAGUGGCACGAUCACAGCUCACUGCAACCUUGACCUUCCAGGCUCAAGCGACCCUCCCAGCUCAGCCUCCCAAGUAGAUGGGACUACAGGUGUGUGCCCCCAUGCCCAGUGAAAGCACAUGUAUAUUACAGUGCACAUCUAUCGGCAUCUUCCAUGAGGUCAGGAUAUUUCUGAAGCCCGUCUGGUUGUACCACUGCAAGAGCCUGGGAGUACAACACAGUGCAUUUUCCUAGAGGGCCAACUUACUUAGUGAAGAUAUGGAUGUAAUGAGGCCCUUGAUAAAUGAGCAGAAUUUUGAUGGGACAUCAGAUGAAGAACAUGAGCAAGAGCUUCUGCCUGUUCAGAAGCAUUACCAACUUGAUGAUCAAGAGGGCAUUUCAUUUGUACAAACUCUUAUGCACCUUCUUAAAGGAAAUAUUGGAACUGGCCUUUUAGGACUUCCAUUGGCAAUAAAAAAUGCAGGCAUAGUGCUUGGACCAAUCAGCCUUGUGUUUAUAGGAAUUAUUUCUGUUCACUGUAUGCACAUAUUGGUACGUUGCAGUCACUUCCUAUGUCUGAGGUUUAAAAAGUCAACAUUAGGUUAUAGUGACACUGUGAGCUUUGCUAUGGAAGUGAGUCCUUGGAGUUGUCUUCAGAAGCAAGCAGCAUGGGGGCGGAGUGUGGUUGACUUUUUUCUGGUGAUAACACAGCUGGGAUUCUGUAGUGUUUAUAUUGUCUUCUUAGCUGAAAAUGUGAAACAAGUUCAUGAAGGAUUCCUGGAGAGUAAAGUGUUUAUUUCAAAUAGUACCAAUUCAUCAAACCCUUGUGAGAGAAGAAGUGUUGACCUAAGGAUAUAUAUGCUUUGCUUUCUUCCAUUUAUAAUUCUUUUGGUCUUCAUUCGUGAACUAAAGAAUCUAUUUGUACUUUCAUUCCUUGCCAACGUUUCCAUGGCUGUCAGUCUUGUGAUAAUUUACCAGUAUGUUGUCAGGAACAUGCCAGAUCCCCACAACCUUCCAAUAGUGGCUGGUUGGAAGAAAUACCCACUCUUUUUUGGUACUGCUGUAUUUGCUUUUGAAGGCAUAGGAGUGGUCCUUCCACUGGAAAACCAAAUGAAAGAAUCAAAGCGUUUCCCUCAAGCGUUGAAUAUUGGCAUGGGGAUUGUUACAACUUUGUAUGUAACAUUAGCUACUUUAGGAUAUAUGUGUUUCCGUGAUGAAAUCAAAGGCAGCAUAACUUUAAAUCUUCCCCAAGAUGUAUGGUUAUAUCAAUCAGUGAAAAUUCUGUAUUCCUUUGGCAUUUUUGUGACAUAUUCAAUUCAGUUCUAUGUUCCAGCAGAGAUCAUUAUCCCUGGGAUCACAUCCAAAUUUCAUACUAAAUGGAAGCAAAUCUGUGAAUUUGGGAUAAGAUCCUUCUUGGUUAGUAUUACUUGUGCCGGAGCAAUUCUUAUUCCUCGUUUAGACAUUGUGAUUUCCUUCGUUGGAGCUGUGAGCAGCAGCACAUUGGCCCUAAUCCUGCCACCUUUGGUUGAAAUUCUUACAUUUUCUAAGGAACAUUAUAAUAUAUGGAUGGUCCUGAAAAAUAUUUCUAUAGCAUUCACUGGAGUUGUUGGCUUCUUAUUAGGUACAUAUAUAACUGUUGAAGAAAUUAUUUAUCCUACUCCCAAAGUUGUAGCUGGCACUCCACAGAGUCCUUUUCUAAAUUUGAAUUCAACAUGCUUAACAUCUGGUUUGAAAUAGUAAAAGCAGAAUCAUGAGUCUUCUAUUUUUGUCCCAUUUCUGAAAAUUAUCAAGGUAACUAGUAAAAUACAUUGCUAUAUACAUAAAAAUGGUAACAAACUCUGUUUUCUUUGGCACAAUAUUAAUAUUUUGGAAGUAAUCAUAACUCUUUACCAGUAGUGGUAAACCUAUGAAAAAUCCUUGCUUUUAAGUAUUAGCAAUAGUUGCAAAAAAUUAAGUUCUGAAAAUUGAAAAAAUUAAAAUGUAAAAAAAUUAAAGAAUAAAAAUACUUCUAUUAUUCUUUUAUCUCAGUAAGAAAUACCUUAACCAAGAUAUCUCUCUUUUAUGCUACUCUUUUGCCACUCACUUGAGAAAGGAAUAGGAUUUCAACAAUAAGAGAAUAAAAUAAGAACAUGUAUAACAAAAAACUCUCUCCAGAUCAUCCCUGUGAAUGCCAAAGUAAACUUUUAUGUACAAUGUAAAAAAAAAAAAAUCUCAGUUAUGUUUUUAUUAGCCAAAUUCUAAUGAUUGGCUCCUGGAAGUAUAGAAAACUCCCAUUAACAUAAUAUAAGCAUCAGAAAAUCGCAAACACUAGAAUUAAUUUUACACUCUAAUGGUAGUUGAUCUUCAUAGUCAAGAGGCACUGUUCAAGAUCAUGACGUAGUGUUUCAAUGAAAUUUGAAAAGGGACUGUAAAACUGAUCCAGUGCAACUCCCUUGUUUUUCGUCAGAGGAAAAGGAGGCCUAGAAAGGUUAAGUAACUUGGUCGAGACCACUCAGCCUUGAGAUCAAGAAAACCUAAUCUUCUGACUCCCAGGCCAGGAUGUUUUAUUUCUCACAUCAUGUCCAAGAAAAAGAAUAAAUUAUGUUCAGCUUAA